GAGUACCGAGAUGACGACCACCAGCGACACUCAAACAGGAAUUCAUCUCUGUCCAAGGAAUUAACGGCGGAGCUUUCCGUGAAUCUCUGUCCGUCCGAUCCGACUGUCGAACUCUUUCUCCUUCUUAGCGCAGAGGUAGGUCCUAACUGACCUGCCACCGCGCAUCCUCAAAUAAGGAAUGGCUAAUGACAGUGACUCGGACGACGAGUUACCUCCCGGCUGGAGAGAACAAGCCAACAAAGACGGUUCCGUCGCUUUCAUCAAUGCCUGCACCGGCGAGGCAACAUUCGAGCACCCGGUGACGCGCAAGCGAAAAUGCGUUCCCAAAGAGCUCCCCUUCGGAUGGGUCGAGCAAUUCGACGGAGGCAAGGUUUUUGUCAACUGUCAAACCGGUCAAAGAACAACCGUCGACCCACGACUGGCCUUCAAGACGGAAGACACCGACACGUUCCGGCGGAGAUUCGACUCGCACGCCACGUGCUGGGAUGUGCUCGAGGGCAUAAACUUAUCGAAUAAAACUGUUCUCGUCACCGGCGGGAGUGCCGGGAUCGGAUGGCUGACCGCCUUGAGUCUCGCAGCUCACGGAUCGCGUGUCGUUUUCACAACGAGGAACUUCGCGCAGUCGGAGGAUGCUAUCAAACAAGCUCUCAGUGACCGACCUAAUCUGAAGCUGGAAGCCAUGUUUGUCGAUUUCCUGGAUCUCUCGAGCGUCCGUUCCUUUGCUUUCGAGUUCAGAAAAAAGUACGACACUCUGAACAUCCUUAUCCUCAAUGCGGGCAUUUUCGGACCGGGUUUCGAGCUGUCGAGGGAUGGUUUCGAGAGCACGCUCCAAGUGAACCAUCUUUCGCAAUUCUACCUCUACAAACAACUCCAGAGUCUUCUGGUGAGCUCGAGCCCGUCCCGAGUGAUCGUUCUCAGCUCUGAGAGUCAUCGUCAGUCUUUUCUGACGACCCCGGAGGAUAUCUCUGAGGAACGGCUGACUAUGAAGAGUCCAGGCAGAUUUUGGUUUUCUCUCGUUGCGUACAACGACUCAAAACUGUUCAACAUCCUCUUCGCGAGAGAACUCGAUCGGCGAAUGAGCAAGCAGGGCAUCCGGGCUCUCGCCGUGCAUCCAGGGAACAUGAUCAGAACGAGCAUAAGUCGUACCUGGUGGUUUUGGAAGCUGCUCUUUUUCCUCGCGUCCCCGUUCACCAAAAGCAUAGAACAAGGCGCGGCAACGACCGUUUACGCUGCAGCAUCUCCGGAUAUGGAAGAUCGCGGGGCGUUGUACCUGAACAAUUGCUGUAUCUGUUCGGCUACCAAAGCAGCGAAUGAUGACAAGCUCGCCGAAAAGCUGUGGAGGGUGUCCGAAAAAAUUCUGAAGGACCUCAACAUGCAGUGAGUGCAUAUAAGCGAAAAUGAAUAAAGGCAUAAAAGCUCUUCGGACACUUUCGAUUCGUUCGAAAUGUGGGAGAUUUCCGCCGAUCUACUCAUUUGGAUGGAUUCCAGUCAGGAAAGUCUCUCUAAUUCUCUUCGCUGAAGAAAGCGACUAUACACAGCACAGAAAAGAGAACUGUGAGCGGGAGGAAAGUCGGAAUAACUCCCUGUGAUACCCUGACCUCGAGCGAGUGAUCAAGAUCCUUCGGGGUCGCGAUGCCCCUCUUCGACUUCCGGAGCCUCGGAUC
Galendromus occidentalis (western predatory mite) is the source of this 1664-nucleotide messenger RNA. RefSeq names its product WW domain-containing oxidoreductase. The transcript is spliced from 2 exons. The record is from RefSeq and is a predicted model, not a curated record. Lineage: Eukaryota; Metazoa; Arthropoda; Arachnida; Mesostigmata; Phytoseiidae. Gene Ontology annotation, molecular function: protein binding. Bases 179 to 1381 code for a protein of 400 amino acids.